AUGAAGAGGUGCGCGUUUUUGAAGCGUUACGCAAACAAUUCGGACGACAGCUUUCAUUGCUGCGGCAGGACCGAAGACCUGGCGAGAGACGCAUAUACAAUCCCUAAUCAGGCCGGCUCGGUAGAUACGCUGAAGCCAAUGGGAGAAUCUACGUUGUAUUCUUUAAUGGAGGCGUCAUCAGCUCCAGAGAGCAGUAUGCGGGGCGGCUCGACCCCAAUCCCUACCCCUCCUUGCGCGUACUACCUACCGCCGCCGCCGGCUCGACCACUCAAUAACUCUAAAAGUCUUUCUAACGUUGAUCCAACAAAUCUUCAACGGCAAAAAAUUCCCCAGAGGAAGUUAAGCUUCCCGGAUCGAACAUUGGCCGAGCAGCAAUUCGACAAUCUCCCUGAAGUCGUAAAGCAAAAAGAUCAUCAGAUUGACUCGACACUCGAAUCACCUGCGAGUUCCAAAAAAGGCACCGGGCUAUCUAUGCAAGGCAUUAGCAAUUUUUUCAGGCGCAGUCCAAGGCAGACCGCGACUCCAAUGAAAGGUUCUUCUAGCACAUCUACAAUUUCACCAGACUCAUCCAAUUCAAUAAAUUCGACUAGCUCCUCGUCACAUUUCAUGACGCCAACCAAUGCGAGAAGCAAAAAAACAAUUGAAUCGAACCUGGAUGUAUGCUUUACCGAAAGUUCUAAAGCAAUGAGGCUCUUAGGAAUCUGCAACGGAACCCCUCGUAGCAAGUUCAUGGAUCCGACUGAUGGGAAUUGA
Molecule: messenger RNA, 753 nt
Organism: Puccinia triticina
Lineage: Eukaryota; Fungi; Basidiomycota; Pucciniomycetes; Pucciniales; Pucciniaceae
Exons: 3
Coding region: 1-753 (250 amino acids)
Source: RefSeq, a predicted model, not a curated record